UUACAUCUUGUUUCUCAACAACCUGCAGGAGUGCUAUCUUGUUUAUAUUCUUACAGAGAUGUCUGGAAGUACAUCUAUGGUUUUCACUCGUACAUGUGAACAAACCCGGCUUCUCGCUUUGAUUCUUAGAAAUCUUGGAUUAAGAGCAAUCCCUAUUAGUGGUCAAAUGAGCCAGGCGAAGAGACUUGGAGCAUUAAACAAGUUCAAGGCUGGAGAAUGUAACAUUCUGAUUUGUACUGAUGUAGCAAGUAGGGGGCUUGAUAUUGCUUCUGUGGAUGUGGUUAUCAAUUAUGAUAUUCCCACCAAUUCCAAGGAUUAUAUUCAACGUGUAGGUAGAACUGCUCGUGCUGGACGAUCUGGGGUUGCAAUCUCAUUGGUAAAUCAGUAUGAGUUGGAGUGGUAUCUUCAAAUAGAGAAGCUUAUUGGCAAAAAACUUCCAGAGUUUCCUGCUGAAGAAGAGGAAGUUUUGUUACUGCUAGAACGCGUGUCAGAAGCCAAAAGGAUUUCACAGGUGAGAACCAAAGAAACUGGAGGAGGCAAGAAGAAAGGACGAGCUGAUGAUGAAGAAACAGAGAAAUUUUUAACUUCGAAGAAUGGGAAGUCAUACAAGAAGUCAAAGAAACAGCGAUGGUUGAGCGAAGAUCUUCUUCUGCAAUUUUGGUAGAUUUCAAAUUGCAUUUGUACCAUUUUUGAAUUAUAUAUUAACUAUGAGAAACAAUUCAAAUUAUCUUUGUUGUUUGCAUUUUUGAGUUACUAGUGAAGGUUCUUCAAUAUUAUGAUUAAACAUCUAUCCAACUA
This is a messenger RNA of Macadamia integrifolia, 798 nucleotides long. RefSeq names its product DEAD-box ATP-dependent RNA helicase 10-like. Lineage: Eukaryota; Viridiplantae; Streptophyta; Magnoliopsida; Proteales; Proteaceae. Bases 59 to 664 code for a protein of 201 amino acids. The transcript has 5 exons. The record is from RefSeq and is a predicted model, not a curated record.